Messenger RNA from Lactuca saligna, 423 nucleotides. The record is from the annotation of a GenBank genome assembly. NCBI's taxonomy places the organism in Eukaryota, Viridiplantae, Streptophyta, Magnoliopsida, Asterales, Asteraceae.
AUGAAAGCUGGAGAAAGUAGUAAAGAUGACUUGUUGGACAUACUUUUGGAUUCAAAUUACAAAGCAAUUAAACAUGGGAAUAAGAAUUCUGGAUUAACCAUUGAUGAAGUGAACGAUGAGUGUAAGCUUUUCUACUUUGUUGGACAAGAGACCACUGGAAUCUUACUAGUUUGGACUAUGAUUUUGUUGGCUCAACACACAAAUUGGCAAGAGCGUGCCAGAAAAGAAGUUUCACAACCACCAGCAGUAGGACUAGGACGAAUGACACAUGAGCAAACUAAAUUAGGGGACAUGACAUUACCAGCUAGAACUUUCCUCCGGUUGCAGAAUAUGCUUAUGCACCAUGAUCUUGAUAUAUGGGGUGAUGAUGUGAGCGAGUUCAAGCCUGAAAGAUUUUCUGAAUUGAAGGUGUCUCGAAGGUGA